Molecule: messenger RNA, 449 nt
Organism: Aspergillus welwitschiae
Lineage: Eukaryota; Fungi; Ascomycota; Eurotiomycetes; Eurotiales; Aspergillaceae
Exons: 1
Coding region: 268-426 (52 amino acids)
Source: RefSeq, a predicted model, not a curated record
GCCUUAAGUUACCUCAAUACUGUACGGGUCUAGUACCCGAAGUCAGGUCGGGUCUUAACUCUCUUUUUCCAUUGUCCCUCCCCUUCGCCAUGAACACAUGGAGUCUGCGGCCCAGUCAAUCAACCAGGGGUGUGGAGGCUGUCCAUCGGCAGUGGCAAAAAGCGGCACGCUACUGAUCGCGCCUGCAGAAAGUCACCAGUUGACCCAAUUAUCGAGACUUUUGGCGAGAGGAAGUAACAGCCGGCCACUCAGUUUUGUCGACCAGCCAUGGAGGCUGCAUGGCUGCGGUGGAACCUGGUCGGCAACCCCUCUCCCGGCGGGUUUCCGGGCGAAUCACCUGACGCGCCGCGGGCCUUGCGAUCGCAGCAAGCGCAGCCUAUCCGAAGACUCAAAUGUAACUAUGAGUUCAUUCCGGCCUCUGCUUGACAUCAACAGACAGGAACUUGUUG